Molecule: messenger RNA, 1323 nt
Organism: Cryptococcus wingfieldii CBS 7118
Lineage: Eukaryota; Fungi; Basidiomycota; Tremellomycetes; Tremellales; Cryptococcaceae
Product: coproporphyrinogen III oxidase
Exons: 4
Coding region: 1-1323 (440 amino acids)
Cellular component (GO): mitochondrial intermembrane space; cytoplasm
Molecular function (GO): coproporphyrinogen oxidase activity
Source: RefSeq, a predicted model, not a curated record
AUGGCCUCAAGAGCAUCCUCAAUACGCAUCCUGUCGUCCACAGCGACGAGAAACAUCCCAAAAACACGUUCAUUCACCCGCGCAUACUCUUCUGCUCCUGAAGACCCGGCGUCUCCUAGCAAGGCAAAGGCCUUGAUCGCUCUCGGUGCCACUGGAUUCGCUGUCGGUCUCGGUAUCGAACUCACCAAAGGAUACCGUGGUACUAACGUCGCCAGAUGUGAUGGUGCACCUGCUGUCGAAGCCAUCGACACUCAUGGCCACCCGUGGGCCCCUGUAGACUGCAUAGAGCAAGACGACCCUUCCAACCCCAUGCGCAUCCGUAUGGCCACUUGGGUCAAGAACCUCCAAAACCACAUCGUCAACACCAUGGAAGAGAUCGAGGCUUCCUCUGCCCCCAACGAGUUUGCCCCCUCUGCCGAACCGCCCAAAUUCUUGCGAGAUACCUGGCUCCGUAAGGAAGGCGGAGAAGGCUCGUCUUGUGUCUUGGCCGGUGGCAGAGUAUUCGAAAAGGCCGGCAUCAACGUCUCGGUCGUCCAUGGCAUGCUGCCUCCCCGAGCCCAAAAAGCAAUGCUGCCCGAUCAUCCCAGCUUGCCCGAACCCACCGACACCGUCCCAUUCUUCGCCACCGGUCUCUCCAUCGUCAUCCACCCUCGAAACCCCCACGCCCCCACCACCCAUCUAAAUUAUCGUUACUUUGAGAUUGACGACCCUGCUACCGGCAAGCCAAAGGCAUGGUGGUUCGGUGGUGGAGCAGACUUGACGCCUUCGUAUUUGGACGAGGCGGAUGCGGUGCACUGGCAUCAGACUUUGAAGGAUGCUUGUAACAAGCACGACGCGAGGUACUGGCCCAGAUUCAAAAAGUGGUGCGACGAUUACUUCCUCAUCACCCACCGUGGCGAAACCCGAGGUGUUGGCGGUAUCUUCUUUGACGACCUCACAACCUCGACUCCCCUCCAUGCCCCUGUCGACCCUGCUACCCCUCCACCUUCUCCCGACCAGAUAUUUGAAUUCGUCAAGUCUGCCUCUGGCGCUUUCCUCCCUGCCUAUGUGCCUCUAGUGUACAAGAACAAGGACAAGCCAUGGACCGCCGAGGAGAGGAGAUGGCAGCAGCUGAGAAGGGGCAGGUAUGUAGAGUUUAACUUGGUGUAUGACAGGGGUACCAAGUUUGGCUUGAACACACCUGGAGCGAGGAUUGAGAGUAUCUUGAUGAGUCUGCCCGAGACGGCGAGAUGGGAGUAUAUGACCGACCUUGGUAGAGAGGGUGCUGGCACUCCUGAAGCAAAGCUCACGGAAGUUCUUCGAAACCCUCGUGACUGGGCUUAA